Molecule: messenger RNA, 669 nt
Organism: Pocillopora meandrina
Lineage: Eukaryota; Metazoa; Cnidaria; Anthozoa; Scleractinia; Pocilloporidae
Source: the annotation of a GenBank genome assembly
UACAACCAGGGAGACUGCGUGGGUGGAGGAAACAGUUCCGAUGGGCUUGAAGAUGAAUUGAAAUCGCCGAAUACUUUAAUUGACCAUCAAGUAGAGGAAACUUUGUCCGCUUCUUUCCGGAAACUAAAGGAGGAAACCGAAGUAAAGAAGCCAGUAGAUGAAUAUGAUGGAACAUCUAGAGGUAGGCUAGCGAUUACAGGCUUCAGGCUCUUUGACAUGGAAGUUCUGUGCAAUGUGCUUUGGAUGUUGAGAUGCCAUCAAUGUGGUGAAUUGAAUCUUUUGUUUACGGAAGAUAAAUUAACAGGAAGAGGUGCGCCUCAAGUCUGUGUUUACUGUGCGAGAAUUGAGGCUGGAAACAUUUAUUUUAUACUUCUAAGCAACAUGGAUAGAGCUUUGAGGUGACCACACAAAUUGUUUAUGGGAUGCGAACCCUUGGAAAAGGGCAUACUAGUGCCAAAACAUUUUGCACUUCAAUGAACAUUCCCCACCCCAGCUCCAAAAAGUUAUUCCAAGAUUUAAAGCAUGAUCGCAUCUUGUUUGCGGUCUAUUGCUAAAGAAUGUAUGAGAAAAGUAGCUGAGGAAGAAAGAAAACUGAACCUGUGAACUGUGGUGUGUCUGGGGAUGAGACAUGGCAGAAAAGAUGCUUUUCAUCAAGAAAUGGCUAUGUAG